Zasmidium cellare ATCC 36951 is the source of this 2391-nucleotide messenger RNA. RefSeq lists its product as uncharacterized. Gene Ontology annotation, molecular function: asparagine-tRNA ligase activity; nucleic acid binding; ATP binding. The transcript is spliced from 7 exons. The coding region runs from base 1 to 2391 and encodes 796 amino acids. The record is from RefSeq and is a predicted model, not a curated record. Gene Ontology annotation, biological process: asparaginyl-tRNA aminoacylation. Lineage: Eukaryota; Fungi; Ascomycota; Dothideomycetes; Mycosphaerellales; Mycosphaerellaceae. Gene Ontology annotation, cellular component: mitochondrion.
AUGAGAGCCUGGCGUCCUGCAUCAUGCGGCACGCGGAUACUUAGAGCUUCGCCCAGGCGCCUUCUCUCCUACUCACGUGCCCGCCAACAGGAGGACAGUCACCAACAGCAAAAGUCGCGAAGCAUUGCAGAGCUGCUACAACGCGGAUCUGCUGUUCAAAAUGUCAGGGUCGAUGGCUGGGUUCGGUCGGUGAGAAAGCAGAAGCGAAUAGCUUUCGCUGCAAUUGGAGACGGCUCGAGUCUUGAUUCAGUGCAGGUGGUGUUGAGGCCAGAGGAUGCUGCAGAUCUGUCACAUGGCACUGCUGUCUCCGUAGAUGGAGAAUGGAUACCGUCUCAAGGAGGCAAGCAGGCGUUCGAGCUUCAGGCUGGGGAAGUGUCAAUCAAAGGCGACAACGAUGCAGAGAACAACCCGGUACAACCCAAGUACCAGACAGCUGAAUUUCUGCGAACGAUUCCACAUCUGCGUCCUCGGAUACCCGCCAAUGCUUUGCUACUGCGCCUACGUUCGCAAGUGAUAGCGACUCUGACGAGGUUCUUCCAAGAGGCAGGUUUCGUUCAAACCCAUACUCCUGUUAUCACCUCCUCGGACUGUGAAGGUGCUGGCGAAGUCUUCACCGUUUCCUCCAACGCUACCAAGGAGGCUGGACAGAAGUCGAAGCCUGAAGGCGAGACCCAGAUUGAGCACUUCUUUCGAACUCCCAAGUACCUGACCGUGUCGGCGCAGCUACAUCUGGAAGCUCUGGCUCAGGCUGUGAACAAAGUCUGGACUUUGUCGCCAACGUUUCGAGCGGAAAAGGGUGACACCGCCAGGCACUUGAGCGAGUUCUACAUGCUCGAAGCUGAGCAAUGCUUCACCAACGAUCUGAACGAUGUCAUGAGUGUGGUCGAAGAGAUGCUCCGAGCCGUUGCCAAAGAUCUACAGCAAUCAAAAGUCGGCCACGAGUUGCUCCAAAGCAGAACUACCAAUCAGUCCGCAGAAGAGGAUGACCAGACAGCAGUCACAGCAGACGAGCUGAAGUGGCGAUGGGCCUGCAUGGCUUCCAGAAGCUGGCCUCGAGUGACUUACAGCGACGCAAUAAAUGAGCUCAAAGGUGCAGGCUUCGAUGUGGACUACGACGACGGCUUGGAGACUGCACACGAGCGAUGGCUUGCCCAGCAUUUUGGUGGAGGCACCCCGGUUUUCGUCACGGACUAUCCGGCGGUGCAGAAGCCUUUCUACAUGAUGCCUUCCAAAAACGGCACCGACACGGUCGCUUGCUUCGACCUACUAGUACCAGACCUGGCAGAAUUGGUUGGAGGCUCGUUGCGCGAGCAUCGCUCAGAAGAAUUGCUUGAUGCCAUGAAAGCAAAGGGCGUGGCUGGCAACAACCUGGAGUGGUACCAGGAUUUGAGGAGAUACGGCAGUGUGCCUCAUGGCGGCUUUGGCCUGGGCUUCGAUCGACUGCUGUGCUAUCUCAGCGGGACUGGCAACAUUCGAGACGUCGUCGCGUUUCCGAGAUGCUAUGAAUCGCUUCCACCCAACUUCUCCCUCGCCGCGAACAUGGUGGCAGGCGCGUUCGCAGGCAUUGCAGAACACUCAGUCAUGUACCCCAUCGACCUCCUCAAGACCCGAAUGCAAGUCGUCAAUCCCACGCCCGCCGCGAUCUACACCGGAAUUGGAAAUGCCAUCUCGACCAUUUCAAGAGUUGAAGGAUACAUGUCAUUAUGGAGAGGGCUGUCUAGUGUCGUGGUAGGAGCAGGUCCUGCGCACGCCGUAUACUUCGCCACCUAUGAGGUCGUCAAGCAAGCAAUGGGCGGCAAUGCCGCUGGACAUCAUCCACUUGCAGCAGCCUCCAGCGGCGCCUGCGCAACAAUCGCGAGCGACGCCUUCAUGAACCCCUUCGACGUGAUCAAGCAGCGAAUGCAAGUACACGGCUCCACCUACCGAACCAUCACCGAGUGCGCGACCCAGGUCUGGCGAAAUGAAGGUCUCCGCGCGUUCUACGUGUCUUACCCCACGACCUUGACCAUGACCGUGCCUUUCACAGCACUGCAGUUCACAGCCUACGAAUCCUUGACCAAAUUCCUACAGCGGAGGCGGAGGCCUGGUUACGAUCCGAUCACGCACUGCACAGCUGGUGGCUUGGCUGGUGGAAUCGCCGCGGCAGCGACUACCCCUUUGGACGUGAUCAAGACCCUGCUCCAGACCAGGGGCACCGCGAACGAUCUCGAAAUCCGAAACUGUCGAGGUUUGUUUCCAGCAGCAGGUAUCAUUUGGAGAAGAGAGGGUAUGCGAGGCUUUUUCCGCGGCAUGAAUGCUCGUGUCGUGACGGCAGCACCCAGCACAGCAAUCUGCUGGUCUGCAUACGAAUUGGCCAAGGCAUACUUCAUCAGAGUCGAGGAAGAGUCAUGA